AUGGCCACUCGAAAUCAUGGCCCUACCCCGGCCUCCUCCCUCGCCACGCCCCUCCUUUCCGACUCCAUCACGCCCACCACGCCCACCCGCGCCGCCAACGGCCACGCGCGGGGCCACGACGGCGACGACGACCUCUGCGCCGCCGCCUCGGUGUGCGACGGCGGAGGCGGCGGCGACCCGUUCGCGUUCCUCUCGGAGGACAGCCGCCCGCCGCGGCCGCCGGGCCCGUCCCCCGCCGACCCGUUCCGCAACAGGACGCCGUGGCUGGGCGGCCCUUACGGGUGGGCCAGGACGCUGCUGCUCGCGCCGGUCGCGACGGCGCGGCUCGUGCUCUUCGGGCUGGCCAUCGCGAUCGGGUACGCCGCCACGUGGGUGGCGCUGCGCGGCUGGACCGACUCGCGGGAGCGCCCGCGGGAGGGCGCCGGCCCCAUGCCGGCCUGGCGCCGCCGGCUCAUGUGGGUCACCCGGCUCUCUGCGCGCUGCAUCCUCUUCUCCUUCGGGUAUCACUGGAUCACACGAAAAGGAAGGCCUGCGCCUAGAGAGCUUGCACCUAUAGUUGUUUCCAAUCAUGUAUCAUACAUAGAUCCCAUAUACUUCUUCUAUGAAUUGUUCCCAACCAUUGUUUCAUCGGAUUCCCAUGAUGCCAUACCAUUUGUUGGAACAAUCAUAAGAGCAAUGCAGGUUAUAUACGUUGAUAGAUUCUCGCCGGCUUCAAGGAAGUCAGCUGUGAAUGAAAUAAAGAGAAAGGCAGGUGGCAAUAGCUUUCCGCGUGUCCUGUUGUUCCCUGAAGGCACUACAACCAAUGGGAGAUUUCUGAUUUCAUUCCAACAUGGAGCAUUCAUACCUGGCUACCCUGUUCAACCGGUUGUUGUUCGUUACCCCCAUGUGCACUUUGACCAGUCCUGGGGAAACAUAUCACUAAUAGCACUCAUGUUCAAGAUGUUCACCCAGUUUCACAACUUCAUGGAGGUAGAGUACCUCCCUAUUGUCUACCCCCCUGAGAUCAAGCAGGAGAAUGCCCUUCAUUUUGCAGAGAAUACCAGCUAUGCUAUGGCACACGCCCUUAAUGUUUUACCGACUUCUUAUUCAUAUGCUGAUUCAAUGAUUGCGUCAAGAGCAGAAGAAGCUGGAAAGGCCAACUGCUCAAGUUAUAUGGUGGAAAUGGCUUGGGUAAAAGAAGUGUAUGGUGUAAGCACCGCAGAAGCAAUGGAACUCUUGGAGCACUUUUUGGCUAUGAAUCCAGACAGCGAUGGACGUGUUAAAGCACAAGAUUUUUGGGCUCCUUUUGGCCUAGAUUGCAGUCCUCUAUGCAAGAAGAUAUUUCACUACUUCGAUUUUGAAAAUAAGGAAUCCAUCACAUUCCGACAGUUCCUGGUCGGGUGUGCGCACCUAAGGAAGCAGCCGUUGUUUGAGGGAGUGUGCGAAACCGCCUUCGAGAAAUGCAAGGCCCCUGGGACCUCUGACAUAUCCCUUGCACAGCUAGCCGACGCCCUGCGAUCGGGCAUGCUUCCUCCAGCAGACGACAGGAUGCUGAAGCUGUUUGAGACGUUUGACAUUGACGACGACGACAAAAUCAGCAAGGAUGACUUCGUGGCAUGCCUUGCGAGGUUCCCUUUCAUGAUCGCCCUCUUCGCCGGCCGGAUCAACGGGGAAGUUUACAUCGAGAUAGUUUGAUGGUUGAUUGAGUUGUAACCCCUCAGUUUAUUGGUUGAUGGAGUUGUUACCCCUCCUCCUAUUUAGGGGGGUGAUUGCGCCACUCCACUGUCCGUUUAGUCGAGACAGAUCAAAGUCCAGCUUAUACCUCCGCCGCUUUGCGCAUCUCAAACUGGCUAACCAGCACAGCGCGGCAAUUUUGUUUCAUUUGUUCUUGGAGGGUGUGUGUGUGUAGAUAGGAAUGUUGUGACACAAUGGGUUCUGCAUAUGGUAUGGCGUCGGUUGAACUGGAUGUGCACAUAGAAAAGCACCCGUAACAAGUUUUUGAGAAGAGAA
Triticum dicoccoides is the source of this 1989-nucleotide messenger RNA. Its product is annotated as lysophospholipid acyltransferase LPEAT2-like. Gene Ontology annotation, molecular function: lysophosphatidylethanolamine acyltransferase activity; calcium ion binding. The coding region runs from base 1 to 1674 and encodes 557 amino acids. NCBI's taxonomy places the organism in Eukaryota, Viridiplantae, Streptophyta, Magnoliopsida, Poales, Poaceae. The record is from RefSeq and is a predicted model, not a curated record. Gene Ontology annotation, biological process: phospholipid metabolic process. The transcript is spliced from 13 exons.